Messenger RNA from Contarinia nasturtii (swede midge), 1571 nucleotides. RefSeq lists its product as uncharacterized. NCBI's taxonomy places the organism in Eukaryota, Metazoa, Arthropoda, Insecta, Diptera, Cecidomyiidae. The record is from RefSeq and is a predicted model, not a curated record. Gene Ontology annotation, cellular component: membrane. The transcript has 5 exons. The coding region runs from base 98 to 1483 and encodes 461 amino acids.
UCCGAUUAAAAAGCUUUUCGUUUCAGUUAAAUUGAACGUUAUUGUAGAAGAAUCUUUUAGUUAUUACCGUAGAGUUUUUAAUUAAGAAUAAAAUAAAAUGGCUAUUAAAAAACUGUUAUUUUUAUGUUGUUCAUUUUGGGUGGUUUCGUGUGAAUUGGAUGACCUUGAGGUCGAUUUUGACAAAUUAUUAGUGCAUAUGGAUAUUGGCGAAUCAAAAAAUUGUUCAUUUAUCGUGCGAUCACUAAGUUUAGAUAUAUCAAACAUAGAAAAAUUCAACACAACGAUCAGUGUAGUCAGUAGCAAUUCAGAUAUUGUGCAGGUGUUUACCGAAAUUCUUUCAUUAAAUGAAAUUGAGGGAGAUGAGUUGAGUGGAAUUUUCCAAGCUGAUGCCAUCGACCUCGGAAGUGUAUUUGUUCGUGUGGAAUUGAAACAAGGAAAUCAAACAAAAAUGUCAACCGAACAUAUGGAAAUCAGAGUCUACCGCAAACGUGUAUUGCCGAUAUUCAAAUCUGAGUACCUUUUUUUGUAUCUUCAAUUUGUGCAUUAUUUAUAUAUUACUCUGAAUAUAUGCCUUGGAGUUGUGUUCGAUUUGAAAAAGGCGAAGGAAAUUUUCCGAAAUCCAAUAGUACCAAUCUUUGCAUACGCGUUUGAUUUCAUCAUACUGCCACUGACAAGCUUUGUGCUCGGCAUAAUUUACGUACCAAGCAUCAAAAGUCACUUAUGUAUACUUGGCACCGGACUGGCUGUAAUGAGCGUGGUUCAUGCAUCCAUUCAUUGGACUAUUAUUUUGGGCGGCAACAUUAAUUUGUCCAUUUUAAUAAACAUCAUAACUAAUGUGUCGAGUUUUGUUUUAACCAAUUUGUAUUUCUAUUCGAUAAAAAUUGCCUACGACUACGACAUUGAAUACGAAAAGAUUCUUGGCUACGACGUCAUAAAAAAUGUAUUUCAAUUUGCUAUUCCACUUUGCGUUGGAUUAACGCUUCGAAACUUUUAUCCAACUGCAAUUAAAUAUGCAAUGGUAACUCUCAAGUGGUUGUCACCAUUUGCAGUUUUCAAUUUGCACUUCUUCUACAUAGAAUUUGAUUUGGAUAUAUAUGUUUAUGGAUUAUUUAAUUGGAUGCAAUUUUUGCCGGGACUGCUUUUGGUACUUCUAACCUAUUCGGCUGGCUGGUUUUGGGCGGUAUCAUUAAAACUGAAAAAUGAAGACUCCGUAGCCAUUGUGGUUGAUGCACUCAAUAAAAACAUAUGUUUAGCAAUGUUCAUUGUACAAUCACUUAUUCCACCUAACAACGAUCAACCAGACGUUUAUCCAAGCUCCGUUGUAAUAAGUACAACGUUCAUUUUACUAAUUCAUCUUGUGUGGAAUAAAAUCGGAGAAAAAGCAGCACAAAAUCAAAAACAAAUGAUGGAAACGGAACUUAAACUAAUAAAAUCAUUUAAUGACUAUUCGUUUAAAUAUGAACAACUUGAAGUGAAUGUUUGAGUUUUCGCUUUGUGUUUAAAUCUAAGAAUUUAAAGGAAAAAAAUAAAUCAAAAGAGAACCAGCUUUAUUCACUCUGUAAAAAUAUCAA